UCGUCCUAGUGCUUCGGAAAAUUGGAAACAUCUCUACAAGAAUGUUACUUUGUGUCCUUGCACUAGUAGAUACGGCAAGGCUGUGUACAUACUCCUCUCGCUUUUCUGUGGCCAUAUCUGGGGUCAGUUUGCUAAGUUUAACUAAGGCGUCCUGUCCUUUAUUCAUCUUCAGUACGUACUCAAUCAAGUACUUCGCAAGUUGGACAAUCGUCAUGAUAACCAUUGAACGAGUUAUCUGUGUGGUGUAUCCUUUGAAGGCAAGAGUUCUUUGUACAAAGAAAUCGACUGCGAUAGCAAUAUUUUCGAUGUUUGCCUUCUUUUCUUUGUUGAACUCUCAUAUUCUUAAAUAUGCUCGCAUUCAAGACAGCGGCAACUGUAGGCUUUCAACUACGCCAAGAUUCGGGCUGUAUGAGAAUUAUAAUGAUUUCUGGAAUAAACUCUGGCUUCGUGUCGACCUUUGUAUAUAUUCCGUUAUUCCUUUCACAGCCAUUCUCAUAUGUAAUUGUAUAUUGAUAAAGAAAGUAAGAAAGAGUCAAUCAAAGCAGAAAGAGCUACAAACUCGUAUGACAUCAGACGACGAAGCGUCCGAGUCCCGUAUGAUAAGUAUGACGCGCAUGCUCAUUACUGUCAGUUUAACGUUCAUCCUUCUUACCUUACCGACUUCGAUCUAUUUCGUCGCCAGAGGGAUGAUCGUUAUCCAAUCGAAAGAGCAAAGUUAUGCACUUCAGUUGGCAUAUGCUAUUACAACCAUGAUUUCUUUGGUCAACCACUCAAUUAACUUCCUUCUGUACUGCCUGAGUGGAACGCAGUUUAGGCGUGAGGUUUACUUGAUGUUUAAGGGGCAAAAACGACCAUAGUAGAAGCAUGAACUUGCCAGGUGAAUUCAUCUAGUUCCCUUGACAAAACUUGGUGUUACUCAGCAAGAAAACUUAGUUUACAACGAUAACUGCGUGUUCUCACUACCCCUUAGCUUGUGGUACACUGAGAAAUUUUUUUCGUCAUGAAUCUUAAGGCUUAUAGAUAUAAAAUUUCAAAUCCAACAUAAAAUGGUAAACCUAAACACAUAAGGAAAAAGGUUUCGAAUAUUUUCACUCUCACAAUGGAUAUACAAUAUAAUUCUAUUGUGCAAGGGAAUAUAAUUCUGGGCCACUUGAUGCAUGGGAAUCUUAUCGGUACAUGUAUAUGAUUCCUUCAUGCGAUCGUUUAUAAACGGGGAUGUUUUCGCAAUUUUUUAUCGAGAUUUCUAUCGGUUCUUUAUAAGACCUUAAACAAUUUGCCUUUCAGGAUAUAUAGGAAAUAUUUUCCGGAGUAGAAAUGCAGGUCAAGAAGAAGCUUGCAAGGAGACACCUAUAUAACUAUGCAUGAUUUUCAGAUUUGCUCAAUGCAGUUUCACAUUCGUUACCAGUGGUCAGUUUACACAAGGUGAAAAUAGACUGUUCUGGAUUGUACUCUAACCAGCUUCUUUCUCUCAAAAAAUCUUCGUCUUCAAGACAUACAUGUAGACAGAGGGAGAGUCGACUGCUCAAGUGCAAUCAACUUUCGUAUGUACACGCGGUGGAUGUUCUCAAUAACGCGAUCGCAGUAUGUACAAUAUGUACUACUUGUCUUCUGUACAAUAAAAAUCUCUUUCUCAUAAAACUUUUACCCUAUCAUCAAUACAACUUACUCGUUCUUUACACUUAAUUUGGUUGAAAUGUAUGAUUAUUGUAUAAUGAAUAAAGACUGAGCAUCGUUCGUUAUCGGGUAGUAGCAAUCUAGUGACGAUGGCAUGCAUCUCAUAUUUAGGUAGUAUCUGAUACAAGUGCUGCUAUGUUUUGUAAUUGGCGUUUUCAUUUCGUACAUAGGCAAUGUUUAAAAAGUCUAGCACUGUACUUCGCUGUGUAUCUGAUUGUGCUUAAAUACUAUAUCUGCAUGGAGAAUGUGACAUGGGCGUUAUUGAUCAACUCAUACCAUAAUUCACCAGUGAUUUUUGUUCAGUAAUAAACAUAUGACAUUUAACGACUUAAUUGCAGCAGCCUUUCAAAUAAUUUUUUGAAAGAUUCUGAUUGCAGUAAAUGACAAUUGCAGUAUGCAAUUCUAUAGUUAUAAUUUAAUGGUCCAA
This is a messenger RNA of Lineus longissimus, 2101 nucleotides long. Its product is annotated as FMRFamide receptor-like. Gene Ontology annotation, molecular function: G protein-coupled receptor activity. NCBI's taxonomy places the organism in Eukaryota, Metazoa, Nemertea, Pilidiophora, Heteronemertea, Lineidae. Bases 42 to 857 code for a protein of 271 amino acids. The transcript has a single exon. The record is from RefSeq and is a predicted model, not a curated record. Gene Ontology annotation, biological process: G protein-coupled receptor signaling pathway. Gene Ontology annotation, cellular component: membrane.